Messenger RNA from Phlebotomus argentipes, 7014 nucleotides. It is a transcript of the gene Snoo, whose product is annotated as ski oncogene. Gene Ontology annotation, cellular component: nucleus. The transcript is spliced from 3 exons. Gene Ontology annotation, biological process: negative regulation of BMP signaling pathway. Bases 854 to 3037 code for a protein of 727 amino acids. Lineage: Eukaryota; Metazoa; Arthropoda; Insecta; Diptera; Psychodidae. Gene Ontology annotation, molecular function: RNA polymerase II cis-regulatory region sequence-specific DNA binding; SMAD binding; DNA-binding transcription factor activity, RNA polymerase II-specific. The record is from RefSeq and is a predicted model, not a curated record.
UGUUUUGUUGGUAGGAAAGGCGAGUUCGGGUCGCUGCGGUGUGAGAAAAUCCCAAGCAAAGCGGUCAAGUGAGGCUCGUCGCGGUCGUGACAGUGUUUGGUGUGCGCGAAGUGGAGCUUCUGCGAUUUGGCGGGCAUCGCGAGGGAAGAUGGUGAAUGCGCGGUGUCGGUGGCUCUGAGACGUCACUGCGAGCAGUGGCGGCGGAUCUCUAGGUUGGACGAGUGCCAAGGGGCGGCCGAGACGCUGGGCCAGCUUCGCGGGUGGCGUCCCGGUCAGUGUGUGGUCGCGAGUGUGUGAGUGCAUAGGCCAACAAGUAGGCGAGAGCGAGAGGGCAGAGGCGAGUGCCAAAAUAAUUGAGGCGCACACACGCGAAGUCGGGCGAGAGAGCCGCUCUCCGGCUGGCCCGAGUGAGAGUGUGGAGACACGUGAGAGCGAAACAAGUGGCUGUGUGCGUUCGUCGCCGCGUCAGAUUGUAUCGACUAGACAAGAAUCAGCGGAGCGGAGAGAGCGCGUCUCUCAGCCAAACAAUCGGACUGGAAGUUUGUGAGACUCUCAGCGCGACAGUCUGCACCAGACAGACGAUUCAUUAUUUUUUAUUGUUGAGCCACUAAAAUCGUUCUCUCGCUCCGUGUGUUGCCAUUUCUUUCCGCCACGCACACAGACGCAGCGGGCCCGUGCAGGGCUACGCACACUGACGCAGUCGCGAGUGGCAGAAAAUCGAUCCCCGCGCGAGGGCGACAGGACGAAAUUGUGACAGAGAGAAAAGUGAAAGGAUAAUUAUGUGGUGAUUCCCGGACGGCGUGACACAGUGUGCAACAUCGGGAACACAGUGAGAGACAAACAGGGUGACAAGAUGAGUGAAUACGUGACGCCGCAGCUGCGAACGGUGCUCAAGACGUUCCAGGACAAGGCGACGAAGAGCCUGCAGGGCCCCGGGCUGUCGCUGGUGCAUCCGCAGAAGAAGGAGCGCACCACGCCCGAGCCCGCGGAGGAGCCCAUGGCGCCGCCGCCGCCCGAGCUGCCGCAGCCCAUCCUCAGCUCGGCCGACACGGGGCGCGGCGUGCUGUACGAGACGAUCCUGGAGGGGAAGCCCAUCGGGUGCUUCCUGCUCGGCGGCGAGAUGCGCCUGUGCCUGCCGCAGAUCCUCAACAACGUGCUGACCAACUUCUCGCUGGAGCAGAUCAACGGCACGUGCGAGAAGCUGCAGAUCUUCUGCUCGCAGUGCACAGCCGACCAGCUGAACGAGUUCAAGGCGGCCAACAUCCUGCCGGAGGAUGUGAAGUUUUCGGGCCUGAUCACGCGCACCAACGCCGAGCGGCUCUGCUCCACGCUGCUGCACCGGGCGGAGCGCCGGCCCGUGAUCAAGGGUGCCAUCUCGUUCCGCGUGCACCAUCGCUGCUUCGGCAAGACCGAGGGCAUCUGCACGCCGGACAUGUACUCGCUGAAGGAGCCGUCGUGCAUCGAGUGCACGGAGUGCGGCGGUGUGUUCACGCCGCAGCGCUUCGUGUGCCACGUGCACGGGCAGCAGGAGGAGCAGACGUGCCACUGGGGCUUCGACUCGGGCAACUGGCGGGCGUACAUUCACGUGCCGUUCGACGUGGAGAACCGCGACAAGUACACGAAGAUGCUGGACGAGCUGAAGGAGCGCGAGUACCAGGAGACAAUGGCCAUGAUCAACGCACAACGGGAGACGCUGAGCCUCAAGAGAAAGGCUGUCAUCGAGGAGCCCCACAUUCUGGCGAACUCCAUCGACAUUCCCCAGAAGAAGUCCAAGUUGAUAGAUGAUGCGGCUUACGCUCUGGAUUAUCACACGUACCAUCCCUAUGCGCAGUUCUAUGCCCAUCAGCUUCGGCAGCAGCAGCAAUUGUCGGCGUUCCGGCCGUGGACGCCGCUCACGCCAAAACACCUCGCCCACCUCAGCUACUCGAAUGUUCCGGGGCUGCCGUAUCUCAGCCAGGAGCCGCCCAUUCUGCAGAAUCCGGAGCGGGUGGUGCGAUUGUCGGAGUGCGAACGCUUCGAGCGCACCUUUCAGCCCAACGUUGCCUUAGCGCCACGCCGGGUGAAUGGGCUGACCAAGGAUCUCUCGCCCAGAGACACCACCCGCAUUGUCACCACCGACAUCCCCAUCAAGCUGGAGCGAGUCACGUCGCCGCGCGAGAAUUCUGUGGCCGGAGCGUCGCCGGAGCUCAGAGUGACGUCGCCGGCGGGCGAGGGAGCACCUGUGAGUCCGGAGCAGCUGUCGGGCAGCAAUGAGAUCACAUCCAGCACCUCUCCAGUUCCCCUCACGGGCAGUCAGGUCACCACGAAUGGCAUCAGUCCGUCGCCGCCGAGAAGUGCGCCUGACCAUCCGGCGGGGAAUCCAAUACACCUGCAUCACAAUCAUCAGGGCGCAGCGGCGAUGGUGUUGAAGAACGGAGGAACACCCGCGCUGGCUGGCAACCCUGAGUUCGAGCUGUCCACGGACACAGAUGACGACAGUCUCACUGGGGAGGCGGACAGUAGCAUCACAGGCGCGCCGUGGGAUGUGGCAGCCGUGGCGGAGGCACUGAAGGAUGCAGCGCCAUCGGACAGAGACAAGGUGUUGCACAUAAUAAAGGUGCUCGUGCAGGAGAACAUGCAGCUGAGACAGUGCAGUGCCGAGAAUGCCCGCCUGGUGCAGGAGCUGCGGCACAAGGAUGACCAAAUAGCCGAACUGCUGCUGGAGCAGCAGCGCCGGCGCCUGCCGCCGCCACCGCCUCCGGAGCCCAUCACAACGGUGGUGGUGAAACCGGAGCCGCCCGUGGAAGUGCCCACGAGCAAAACGACUGAGGUGAUCAUGAAGCCGCUGAAGAAGUCGGCUCGACGGAGUCCCGAGGAUACGGUGGUGGUGAUGCCGCCCAACAAGAGGUACACACUCAGUGCAGCCGUGGCGGCGGCCGAGGACAUUCCCGACCCGCCCAAGGACUCCAUCAAGCGCGUGGACUUGGUGAACGGCGUGGGCGGUGAGCACAAGGCGCGCGAGAAUGGGGUGGCGAUUCAGUGUAAGGACAGUGGAUAAAAUUGGCGGGUUUCUGUCAUCCUCAUGACACCACCAUCGUGCAGAUCCUCGUGAGGAGUCCUCCCCCAAGAUGUUUUGCGACAAGAAAAACCCACCCAGAAUUUUCGCUUCAGCGUUUCUUUGAUAUUUUGUGUUAAACACAUAAUCGGCAGACGAUGGAACUCUAGCAACCUGUCCCGAGCGUGCUAGCGCGACAGGGGACAAUAGAGGGGAGAAAGGAGUGUGGAAAUAUUUUUAAUUAUAUUUAAAAAUUACCUACUUGCUAAGAACAAAGGAGUUAGUCGUAAAAAAGAGGAUGAUAUAACCUAUUGAAUGCCACAAAGUGGCGAUGCCAGUGUCUAUUGAUCGAAUUACUAAUUUGUAGACUUGUGUCGUAUAAAUUCUCCCUUCAGUAAUUUCUCUAUAACUUCAUUUACUGAUUAGAUAUUAGGCCAAAUUCUAAGGGUUUCGCGAGCACAGCUCGUGGAGCGCGGGAAUUUCUAAACAAUUGUAUAGAUGAACAUGUAAAUUACGGUCAGUUCUGAUUACUUUCUACUGCAACAAUGAGUAGUGUGUGACUUAUUUAUAAGAUCUUGUAAAUACUUUAUAGUGAUAGGUUUCUAUUUUAUCUCUUAUCCUGGCGUCCACGAUAGACAAAUAUUGUGGCGAUGCAGGAGGCAAAAAAAGCUAUCUGUAUCAUUUGUAUUUAUAUGUUAAUUAUUUAUUGUGUGAUUUGGAGGAAAGAUGAAUAGUUGUCUAAGUUGAAUUCAGUGGUAAAAUUUUUCAUUUUGCAAUAUCCCCAAAAGAAAAAAAAAACACCCGCGAGAUGCAUAAUAUACCAAGGAUGACAGAAAUAUUACACUAUUGUGUUGUGUUGCGUCCUGAAAUGUACACUGUUUUCUUCAGUUUUAUGAAUUAGAUUGACCAAUGUCGAGUUUCUAAUGUCGCAACACAACACAUUUGAAUCCCAGACACCAGAGUUGAGAGAGAGCGAGACAGUAAAAUGAUUUAAAACCAUCAGUGAAGAAUACCAGUGAAUAUGUUUUUUUUUUACGAGGAAAAAAAUCUCAUGAAAAGCCACAAAAUUCUACCAUCGACCAAUUUUCCAAAGUGACUUUUUGCAUUUCACAAGAACAGCGCACGUUUGUGUGUGUGAAGAAGAAAUAUUACCACACAAUUUCCCCAAAUGAAAACCAUAGCGAGAUUACUAAUAUUUAGUAAGAAAAAAGGGCAACAAGAGAUAAAUAUACGAAUUUAUUACAAUGGUAAUUUAAACUGUAUGUGGACAACAUGCAAAAAAAGAAGAAAAAUGUGGCGCAAUUUUCAUAGAUGGUAAAUUUCUUUAAUCGAGUGUAAAGUCAGUUUUGAGAGUAAUGUUUCCGACAAAUCAUCUUUGAUAGAAACAUGGAGAAAACAAAAUAGGUUUUCGCGUUGAUUACUAAGUUCCGUGACGUCAAUCAAUUACACAAAAAAAAACAUAGGCUAUAGUAAAUAGUGAAGCGAGAAAAAAAGGAACUUCAUUGAUAAAAGAUAGUUUAAGUCGCACAAACAAAUCAUAAAUAGUUAUAAUUAUGAAAUGUGGGAAGUGUUUGUCUAUUGAGAAUGGUUAGAUUGCUCGGCUGUGCGUAAGAUUUUUCCUCUUCUUUUUUAUUCUCCUCCUCCCUUUGCCACGCAAAUGAGAACAAAACAACGCAGAGUGUCGAGCGAUACAAAUUGCCCUUGCAAAGGCCAAAUCCCGGACCUGUGAACUUGCGCUGGGGUUGCGAAAUUCCGUGGGUGAUCAUUAAAAUGUCAUCAGGGUUGCAGCGAAAGGGCGCACAUGGAGGUAUUUUGCAUAAAGUAAUUGAUUAGCCCGUGCUGUUGAUCCGUAACGAUUUAUUUAUUGAGGUUCACACACAGGCAUCGAGAGGGUGGUCAUGUCGUGAUUUAUUUGUGAAAUUUAUUGCACCAAUCCGGGAAUCAUACACUCGAUUUCACUUGACUUGCCUUCCGGUUGUUCUCUGCACUGUUAUCAAACUACAUAUGCUGUGUGUUUUUGGGCAAAAUAUGCAUUUGUCCUGGGAAAUUGCGUACAAUUGCCUCACGCAGGCGUUCCGCCAUGAAAUCAUUUGCCACAAUUCAGCUUCCGCGUGAGAUGCUAAGCUAUUAAUUUAGCAGAAAUGAAAAUUUUAAUUAAAUGUCGUUGCUCACAGUUGUGGCAAUGAGUUUUCUUCCCUUUGACUUCUUUUCCAACCACCGGCAAACAGCAAUCAGGCGCUCGACGUCUAAUUGAGACGAUCCAAUUGCGAUGUGGGAAUCGGCAUCUUGGCAAGUGCAGCGCUUUGCGUCUCGCACAGGCAAUUUGGCGUGUGUUUGUGUGUGGUUAAUGGAAACGCAGAAUUGUCAUGAAGCUCCUGGCUUUCCACAGUGGUUUCACUGGUGGUUGCGCUUUGGAAAAUGCUCCAACGAGAUCUUCAAAUAACUUAAUCCUACCCGUAAUUGUAAAAUCUGUGCACUCAUCUAAUGAUAAAACACGAAAAAAAAUUCAUAAGCUAUAAACAUUUAUACGUCUCUAUGUGGGUGUGCGUGUGUGUGUGUAGUUUUCUAAAGAAAAAAAAGUAAUGAUAGAUCGAUCUAAAGAGUGUGAUGGAGAAGAAUAGAAAGCUUCAUUCAGUGCUAUUUUGUGCGAUUUAAUACUAUGAUUUUCUAGCGAAAAAUUAAGAUAAAAUUACACUGUCGUGGAAUCUAGACAAGAAAAGAAUCAUUGCAAUAAGUGAAUUACUGCCAAAAUUGUGAAAAUUGAGCAAAAAUAUUGUGUUUAAAUAAAAAAAAAGAAUUGCGCUAAUUUUUAGACUGUUAUAUUUUAGGCUUUUGUAUCAAAUUUCACCAUCAGCAAUUAUUUCAUUGUAAAAACUUUGUUUAAGAACACAAAAAAAACAUCGCAAAGUCUAGAAAGGAAUCAUGAUGGAAAAACAUGGCUUCAAUGUGUGUGGCUUUUUUCCCGCAUAUAUUCUGAUUGAUUAUGGAUUUUGAAACUCAUCCACUCUCAUAAAUAAAGCUAAUUUUAUCAAUUUGAAAGUACAAAAUAUCGAAGGUGCUGUAAAUAAUAAAUUUUGAAGAUUAAAAAUAGAACAAACUACAAAGUGUGUGGAUGUAAUUGAUGAUUCAAGUAUAAAGUAAACUUUUAAAUAUAGUGACAGACAGUAAAUAAGUGAAGAAAAAUGCUUAGAAAUAGUGAAUAGAAGACAUUCUUUUUAGUAACGGCACUUUUAAUUUUUUUUUCAUUUUCAAUAUAACGCUGUAACAAUUGCAAUGAACUUCCUUUUUUUAAUUUGUAUCUCCUCAGCAAAGUCAGUAAUAGAGAAGAGAGAAAACAUAUAUAGAAAUUGUGUGUUUGUGUAGACAAGAUGAAAAAAAUGACUUAAAAACUCAGUGAAAAAAUGACAAAAGAUUAACAAUAAAUAAUUUACGAAAUAUAAGUGAAGAAAAGCAGUUUAUUUGCGACUAAAGUAUAAAUUAAUAAAUCGUAAUGAAGAAAAAGAAAACAACAUAAAGUCUCGCCAAAAAUUUUACUAUAUAUUUAGUAGCGAUGAGAGGAUUUCCUACUUUUAUAUUUCCUUCUAAAUUAAUAAUGACGAAGAGAGGCAGAAGAAAAAAAAACUAUUGUUACUUGUAAGGGAAGCAAAGGAUGAGGAAAAAGGGAAGCAGAAGCCAGAGAGAGAUUGUUAAUUUCGAGUAUAAAAUGACGAUGGGAAAAAAUUAAGUGAAACUCUUGUUGAAUUUAUUCAAUUAAAAUGAAAAAAAAUAUUAUAUUUUUUGAAAAAGUGAAAAUCACAAGAAAAAAUCAUCUAUUGACUACUUGAGAAAGAAUUUUAGAUUAUUAUUAAAUUAAAGAGAAAUGAAAAAUCUUGAAAUUAUUAGUUGGCUGUUAUUUGAUAUAAAGAAAAAAAAAAUUAAUUAUUAUAUUUGGUGAUCUCAUCUCUUUUUAAAGAAGAACCUACGUAGGCAAGAUAGUGACG